AGCGUGGUCACCGGAAAUAGAGAGAAAAAAGAAUAGCGAACAAGUAGCCACACCAGCAUCUUCCUCGUCUGACUCCAAGAUGAAUUAUGUGAGCAUGAGCAAGAACUCCACCUCGGACUCCGGAUCCGGUAGUCAAGAGAGGAAGGAAGACAUGACGAAGACACCCGAAGUGAAGAUCUUGCACCUGACUGCCUUGCUCGUGCUGACGGAAGAGUCUUUCAAAGGGAUGUACAAUGGGGCACAGCUCUUCAGGCUUCC
Messenger RNA from Amoebophrya sp. A25, 258 nucleotides. NCBI's taxonomy places the organism in Eukaryota, Dinophyceae, Syndiniales, Amoebophryaceae. The record is from the annotation of a GenBank genome assembly.